UAAGUCUUCUCCCAAAAGCUGACAAAAAAAUACAGAAACUACACGAAGCAGAGGGUCCCAAUUCAAAGGCAAUACCUGCAAUAAAAACAUGAAUAAAUCGGUGGCGAGGAAAAACAUAAAACAGCUGCUGCCUCGUAUCUUUCGCAAUUUGUCCACCACGCAAGGACUCCCUGUGCCUUAUUAUCCCCCUCUCUCUCUCUCUCUAAGAAACCCCAAAUGCACACUCUUUCUCCAUUUCUUAGAUCAAGGACCCCUCUUUCUGGUUCUUAGAUGGCCUAUUUCGAGCAGUGAUUUUUGUUUUCGAGCAGUGAUUUUUGUUUGCUUUUUUGGCAAAAAAUGGGUCAAACAGAGGUACCAUCUUCAGAUCAGGAGAGGACUCAAACCCCCAUCUCUCAAACUAGGGAUUUUUGGAACUCUAGAAAGAGAAACGCCAAUGUCAUAGAUGUGGGUAACAUCAACAAAGGGAUGAUGGAUGAGAGCUUGAAAACACCUGAUAAAAAGGAAACACCUCCUAUCAACGAGAACCAUGUUGAGGCUAUGAGCAUAGAGCUAUCAGGUCGCCGAAAAGCUCUCUUUGAGCCAUUGGGACCAACCAAAAGACCGGCUGAGUCCUUGUUACCACCACCAGACUUUGACAGUGCAUCGUAUCCGCGAGGGUGGCUUGUUGGAAAGAAACGUAAGCUUGUCAAUGUUGAUGUGGUCGAGAGCAUGAGGCGCAUUGCCGUUCAAGAGAUGAACAGGAAGGAUCGAGAGAUAGAUGGAUUAAACGAGCAACUAGAAGAGGAUGCCCGAUGCCUCGAACACUUGCAAGUCCAGCUCCAAGAGGAGCGUAAUAAGCAUGCUGCUGUCGAGAGGGAAAAUGGCUUGUUACAAAGCCAAAUUACCAUGUUGAUGAGCAUGUUGCAGGGAAAUGAGGAUACGGAGGAAGAACACACUUAUGAACCCUAGCAAGAUGAUUUUCCAAUUCAUAUCAAAGUUGUAUACCUUUGUUGUUUUGAGUGUUGAUCAGUCAUUGAUUUAUAUAUACAAAUACAUAUAUUCCUAGAUUUGUUCAUUAAGUUGUACUCAUAAAGGAGUUUGGAAAUGUAAGCUUGAAUUACAGCAAGUACAUUUGCAUUUAUUCUACUUA
Messenger RNA from Amborella trichopoda, 1129 nucleotides. Its product is annotated as Snf1 kinase interactor-like protein. Gene Ontology annotation, biological process: regulation of flower development. The record is from RefSeq and is a predicted model, not a curated record. Lineage: Eukaryota; Viridiplantae; Streptophyta; Magnoliopsida; Amborellales; Amborellaceae.